This is a messenger RNA of Prorocentrum cordatum, 432 nucleotides long. Lineage: Eukaryota; Dinophyceae; Prorocentrales; Prorocentraceae. The record is from the annotation of a GenBank genome assembly.
AUGAUCAGUGUAGAAUUCGAGGAGGCGAAGACGUCAUCCAACAGUGUGAGCGUGGAGUCUGCGGGGUACGCUAGUUGCGUGGGGCUCACCAGCUGCAUUGGCCCCAGUCCUGCAGUGCAGACAACCUCUGAAUUGUUGCCACCAGCAAGGGUAAAACACAUGCCCACCGAUAGAAAAGCCUCGUCCUCUGCCGACAAAUUUACUGACAUCGCCCCUGCCUCAAUCGGACCACACGCCCUGCGCAUAACAAGCCCAGUGGAAGCUGGAGGAGUAGCUGGAGGAGUAGGCAGCGGCGCAGGCGCUACUGUUACUUCUUCCAAUUGGGUGAGCGACGAGCCAACGGGGUACGCCCAUAGCGUGGGGCUCACCAGCAGGAUCGACCCGAAGCCUGCAAUACAACCGUCUCCGAGUUGCCACCACCCUCAAGGAUGA